CAACCACAAAGUAUUAGUGGAAGGACCCCUGAAAAAUGAAAUUGACCCGAGGGUUAUCGGUAUAGGCCUAUGAGCUGGGCUCUUUCCACCCUCAUUCUCCCGUUGUUGAUUCCAAUCCUACAAUCGUCUCCGCAUUAUCAAGGGAAAUAAAAAGAAGUAAAAAUGGCAGCUGCUUUUGGUGCUGGAUUGGUGCUGCUCCUCCUAGUGGGGAGGCUAACUUGCGCCGAAUCCGUUAGGGUUUCGAAGCCUCCGGCUAUCUGUCCGUUAAAUUCUGUCCAAGACGCCAUCUUUCCUUCGCAGAACGACGUUUGUUCCGUCUUCGGGACAAUGUCUGACUACACCGCCGGUGUAAUUGAGGGAGAUGAAGUAUCAUUGCAGAAGGCGCUGGACAUUGUUCACAAAAACAAACACGAUUAUGUUUCCCUACUCUUCUAUUCAUCUUGGUGUCCUUUCUCUGGAUCUUUUAGACCAAGCUUCUCCUUGCUGUCCUCAAUCUUUCCUUCCAUUCCUCAUUUUGCAAUUGAAGAAUCUUCUGUGAGGCCAAGCAUUCUGUCAAAGUAUGGAGUUCAUGGGUUUCCUACUUUGGUUCUUCUAAAUUCCACCAUGCGCAUGCGGUAUCAAGGUUCUCGCACUCUGGAUUCCCUCAUUUCCUUUUAUGAUGCCGUGACUGGCAUAAAGAUGUCAGCUGAUGGAGAAUCAAUUGGCAAGAUCGUAUGUUCAGGAAAUGACGAAAAACACGACAAUAACCUUGAAACCUGCCCUUUUCCAUGGGCUAGGUCACCCGAGAAUUUGUUCAAGCAAGAAACUUAUUUGACCCUCGCAACACUUUUCGUGAUUUUGAGGUUGCUUCACUUUUUCUUCCCCACAUUGAGAAGAUGGGCUCAAUUGGCUUGGAGAAGGUACACCAUGAAUGUGAGUGUGAAUAGUUUGUGGGAGCUUAAUCAAGUCAUGCAAUUUUUCAGUUUUCUCAAGCAGCCAUGCAAACAAAGCAAUUUGCGGGAAGGAGCCGAAAAUGCCAAAGCUUGGGCAUCUAAAUCACUUGCCACCGUUUCAUUUGGAGAUUCUUCUUCAAAUCGUGAUGCCUGAUGUUUGGAGCUGUACUUGCCUGUAUUUGGGUGGUGUCUUAAGAUUGUGACUCGUGUAGCAAUGUGAUUGAUUAGUCGUUAAAGACGCCUGCCAUUCCUGUACAGGCUUUCCCCAUAUGGUGUAAGCACUUAUUUUUUUGUCGAAUUCUUUAGCUGAGGUGAUAAUGUGGUGGAAUUCAAUAUUCACUGUUUGUUUAGAUUAGAAUUUGUCUACCAUUUGCACAAAAUAAAAAUUAAGAAAUGACAUGCCCUUCAGAUUUGUAAUUAGCUUCUAAUAGACCCAUUUACUUACUGAAUCUUUUAGUUUUCCUUGA
Molecule: messenger RNA, 1399 nt
Organism: Striga asiatica
Lineage: Eukaryota; Viridiplantae; Streptophyta; Magnoliopsida; Lamiales; Orobanchaceae
Source: the annotation of a GenBank genome assembly